Toxotes jaculatrix (banded archerfish) is the source of this 954-nucleotide messenger RNA. Its product is annotated as olfactory receptor 4L1-like. Gene Ontology annotation, molecular function: G protein-coupled receptor activity; olfactory receptor activity. Gene Ontology annotation, cellular component: membrane. The record is from RefSeq and is a predicted model, not a curated record. NCBI's taxonomy places the organism in Eukaryota, Metazoa, Chordata, Actinopteri, Toxotidae. Bases 25 to 954 code for a protein of 309 amino acids. The transcript has a single exon. Gene Ontology annotation, biological process: G protein-coupled receptor signaling pathway.
AUUUUAUGAAGCCAAAGACAGAUCAUGAAAAACUCUACACAGGUUUCAUAUUUCACACUCGCUGCCUACUUUGACACUGGGCUGCUGAAAUACUUUUAUUUUCUUAUUAUUAUGAUUUUAUACGUUUCAGCCCUUUGUGCCAAUGUGCUGCUGAUUGUGGUCAUCUGUAUGAACAGAAGCUUACAUGAGCCUAUGUACCUGUUUCUGUGCAGCCUGUUUGUAAAUGAACUGUAUGGUAGCACAGGGCUGUUUCCAUUCCUCCUGGUUCAGAUUCUCUCUGACGUUCACACUGUUUCUGCUUGGUUUUGCUUCCUGCAGGUUUUCUAUAUUUAUACAUAUGGACAUAUAGAAUUUAUGACCUUAGCCGUCAUGUCUUAUGACAGAUAUCUUGCUAUCUGUUACCCUCUACAGUAUAACAGACUGAUGACAGCUAACAAGGUCGCCAUGUUUAUUGCUUUAGUUUGGUUAUACGCGCUGAUUGCCACUGUCGUCGGGUUGUUUCUGACUGUCUCUUUACAGCUGUGUGGGAACAUCAUUCCCAAAGUUUACUGUGACAACUAUUUUAUCGUCAAACUGGCCUGUUCUGACACCAGAGUCAAUAACAUCUAUGGACUCAUUGUAACUUGUCUCACAGUCUUAUGUCCAGUGACACUGAUCCUUUACACUUACAUGAGGAUCCUUAAAGUGUGUUUCUCAGGCUCCAAACAGACCAGACAGAAAGCUGUCAGCACCUGCACACCUCACCUCGUGUCCCUGCUCAACUUCUCUUGUGGCUGUUCCUUUGAAAUAUUACAGAGCAGGUUUAAUAUGAGCAGUUUACCCACAACAUUACGUAUUUUUUUGUCACUCUACUGGCUCACGUGUCAGCCGCUCAUCAACCCUUUACUGUACGGACUGAAAAUGUCCAAAAUUCGCACUGUGUAUAAAAGUCUGCUCUUUGGGAAAAGAACGUGA